Messenger RNA from Capsicum annuum, 3409 nucleotides. RefSeq names its product sister chromatid cohesion protein SCC4. The transcript has 13 exons. The coding region runs from base 1006 to 3165 and encodes 719 amino acids. Gene Ontology annotation, molecular function: protein binding; double-stranded DNA binding. Lineage: Eukaryota; Viridiplantae; Streptophyta; Magnoliopsida; Solanales; Solanaceae. Gene Ontology annotation, cellular component: SMC loading complex; chromatin. The record is from RefSeq and is a predicted model, not a curated record. Gene Ontology annotation, biological process: mitotic sister chromatid cohesion; maintenance of mitotic sister chromatid cohesion.
CUGGAGGAGCCAUUUCCACCUCCAUAGCUCUAGAAUAUAUACCAACCUCACCACUUUUCGCCGCUGAAUUCACCAUCUCCACCACUGAAAUUCCCAUUCCCCAACCUCACCACCAACAUCACCCUCCUUGCACUGAGUUCCACUUUGUUGGGUCAACCCAGUUGAAAACAACAAUAAUCUGCCAAUAAAAUUCACGCAACGUCAGAAGAAAAAAUGCUUGAAUUUGCUAAAAGAGUUUACCAACAAACUUUGCAACGAAAUUGGUGUAGAGAAAAAUAUUUUUUUCCUCCCUACUUUCACCCUCACCCCCUCUGAAUUCGAUAAUUUUUUUGAGUUUUAUCAUUUUUAAUUUUGAAUUUAAAUUGUUGAAAUUUGAUUCUUGUUUCAGUUUGUUCAAUCGAAACAAGAAUUUGACAGUUAUGGAGUUAAUUUAACUAUUGAGGAAAACUGAUUUUGAGGGAAUAAACUAAAUUUUCUUGAAGAUUUUUGUGUAAGAAUCUUAUUGUAGAAAUUCACAUGAAAAUAUUUUGAUAUGUAUUUGAUUGGAGAUAGUUGAUGGGUAAGAGAAAAAAAAGAGAAAUAUAAUAAGGAGAAGAGAAAAGGUGAUGAGAUUUGAGGAAGAAGAGGUUGAAAUUUUUUGAAAAUUUAGAGUGGACCCCACUUAUAUUUUUAAUCAAAGUAUGUUUUUUUUUUUUUUUUGAUCAUAUUAGCUACUAAGGGAAAUAUAAUUCAUGCAAAAGUUAUAAUUCAUGCAAUAGUUAUUUAUGCUUUUGGGGAAGUUGGGGCGACACAGGCUUAUUUAUGCUUUUUCGUUUUUUUGACCAGUAUUUGAAAGGUCAAACACGUUUUGUCCAAUAAUACAAGGACUGAAUAGAAAAAAGCAAUCUCUUUAAGGAUGAAAGGGUGCUAUUUUCCCUAAAAUCAUUCGUAGUUUCUUCAUUCAACUCACUGUCGGGUUGAAAUCCCCAAUUUGAAAUACUUGGAAGGGAAUUGAAGUUGGAAGGAAUGGAAAGAGUGGCGGAGGGACUUUGGGUACUGGCGGAUUAUGAGGAGAAGAAGGGAGAAAUUGGAAAAUCGGUGAAAUGCUUGGAAGCUAUAUGUCAAAGCCAAGUCUCGUUCCUUCCUAUUAUCGAGAUUAAAACACGACUCCGCAUCGCUAAUCUCCUUCUAAACCACUCCAAUAAUGUCAACCAUGCCAAAUCCCACCUCGAACGCUCUCAAUUGCUGUUGAAGUCCAUUCCGUCAUGCUUUGAGCUCAAAUGCAGAGCAUACAGCUUGUUGAGCCAGUGUUACCAACUAGUGGGGGCUAUUCCUUCACAAAAGCAGAUAUUGAACAAGGGUUUAGAACUUAUUUCAACUUCUGAAGAUGGGUUUUCAGGGAGGUUAUGGUACUGCAACUUCAAUUCUCAGCUAGCAAAUGCUCUUACAAUUGAGGGAGAUCAUCAUGGUUCAAUUUCCGCACUGGAUAAUGGCCUAACAUGUGCAACGCAAAUGUGCUAUCCAGAGUUACAGAUGUUUUUUGCAACUUCGAUCUUGCAUGUGCACCUCAUGCAAUGGGAGAAUGAAAGUUCUGUUCAAGAUGCUCUCAACAGAUGCAAUGUAAUAUGGGAAUCUAUUGAAUCGGUAAAAAGACAGCAAUGCCUUGGUUUGCUAUUUUACAACGAGCUGUUGCAUGUAUUUUAUCUACUUCGGAUAUGCGACUACAAGAAUGCUGUUCAACAUGUUGAUAAGUUGGAUGCUGCCAUGAAGUCUGAUUUACAGAGGAGGCAACGGAUCAAGGACCUGACCAAGGAGCUUGAUGCAGUGAAUGAAAGUCUCCCCUGUUAUGAUUUAAGUUACAGAGACAGAUCUUCUCUUUCUGCAAAACAAACUCACCUUGGGGAGCAACUUAAUAACUUAACAGGAAAUGACAGAGAAUUUUCUGAACCGAAAUACUUUGGAAGCGCGAGACGGACUUGGGAAGACAAGCUUGAAUUGGCACCACCUCCUAUUGAUGGAGAGUGGCUACCUAAAGGUGCUAUUUAUGCAUUGGUAGAUCUUACAGUAGCUGUUUUUAACCGUCCAAAAGGACUUUUUAAGGAGUGCUUGAAGAGGAUCCAGUCUGGCCUGCAAAUUGUUCAAGAGGAGCUGAAAAAGUAUGGGAUUCUUGAUGGAGUGAGAGAAGUGGAUCUGCAACACACUGCUAUUUGGAUUGCCAGUGUCUAUUUGAUGCUCCUAAUGCAGUUGCUUGAAAACAAAGUAGCAGUUGAUCUUACACGUUCUGAAUUUGUUGAAGCGCAAGAGGCAUUGGUGCAGAUGAGAAAUUGGUAUAUUCGCUUUCCAACAAUUUUACAAGCUUGUGAGUGUGUUAUUGAAAUGCUUAGAGGACAGUAUGCACAUUGUGUCGGCUGCUAUGAUGAAGCAAAUUAUCAUUUCCUUGAAGCUUCAAGGCUAAGUGAGAACAAAUCAAUGCAAGCCAUGUGCUGUGUUUAUGCAGCAAUCUCUUACAUCUGCAUGGGAGAUGCUGAAUCCUCAGCAAAGGCCCUUGAUCUGAUCGGACCAGUUUUAGGAGUGAUGGAUUCUUUCACGGGAGUGCGAGAGAAAACGAGUGUCCUUCUUGCUCAUGGGUUUCUGCUGAUGAGGCAGCAAAAUCUACAAGAAGCAAGAAAUCGACUAGCGUUUGGCUUGCAGACAACACAUAAUACCUUGGGGAAUCUGCAACUUGUUUCACAAUAUUUGACUGUUUUGGGCAAUUUGGGACUUGCCCUCUGUGAUACUGUACAAGCUAGGGAGAUAUUGAGGUCCUCUCUUACAUUGGCUAAGAAGCUUAAUGAUAUUCCAACUCAGAUCUGGGUACUAUCGAAUUUGACAGCUAUGUACCAGCAACUUGGUGAGAAAGGGAGUGAAAUGGAGAAUCAUGAUUACAAAACAAAGAAAGUAGAGGAUCUUCAAAAAAGAAUUUCUAAUGCAUGUUUGUCCAGUCACCAUGUUGAACUGAUAGCCAAAGUAAAAGUUGAAGCCCAUCAGAUGAGUGAGAUUGACAUUAAACGAGCAAUCUCAGGCUCUUCUAUGAGAGUUGAUCUGGACAUUCCCGAAUCCAUUGGUCUGGAAACAACUUCUCCUAUGACGUCAUCAUCAAGGCUUAUGGAUUUUGAUAUGGGGAGACUGAGAAAGAGAAAAGCGUAGUUUUCUACCUGUAAAUUUGUAGGUCUUAAUUCCUAGUGUAACUACUGGAAGAGGUGAGAGUGUGCUCUUUGUUUCCUGCUCUUUCUGGUAUGCCUAAUUGUGAUGGUUUACCCUUUUUUUUUAUUGUACAGUAAUGUUGUAAUUAUACUCCCCAACAUCUUCCCAGGAAAAAAGAAGGGAAGAUAAACUAAUGACUAGAAUUGCCAAAAGAUAUGCUCUAUUAAGACAGUUCGUAGUUCAAUCA